Messenger RNA from Dothidotthia symphoricarpi CBS 119687, 1737 nucleotides. RefSeq names its product tyrosyl-DNA phosphodiesterase domain-containing protein. Gene Ontology annotation, cellular component: nucleus. Gene Ontology annotation, biological process: double-strand break repair; single strand break repair. The record is from RefSeq and is a predicted model, not a curated record. NCBI's taxonomy places the organism in Eukaryota, Fungi, Ascomycota, Dothideomycetes, Pleosporales, Dothidotthiaceae. Gene Ontology annotation, molecular function: double-stranded DNA binding; 3'-tyrosyl-DNA phosphodiesterase activity; single-stranded DNA binding. The transcript is spliced from 2 exons. The coding region runs from base 1 to 1737 and encodes 578 amino acids.
AUGGCCUCUUCCGAUGACGACGAAGAUCUCAAGUUGGCACUUGCGAUGUCAAUGCAACCAAGCGAGUUGACAGCGUCGCAGACUACAUCUGCAAAACACGCGUUUGUUGAUCUCACCUCUGAUACUGAAGAUGAGGACGAGGAUCUGAGACGAGCUCUCGCUCUCUCAGUUCAGGAAACUGAGGGUUCGACUGUCACCAAUCAACGUGCUGAAGCCGUAUCAAGCCCGAGUGAGACGUCUGUCAGUAAACCUCAAGGUUUGGGUGGGUUUGAUCGAAAAGCCAUGGAGCAGGAACGGCUCGCAAGAUUGAACAAGCGAAAGCGCGAACCUUCGCCAGACCGGCCUUCAAAGCAGAUAUCGAGGACACCAACCACAGGUGCAACAAAAACAUCGAGCUCCCAACCCACAUCAACUAAAGGUAUAGUACUUCGGUACCCUCGGGGGGCGAUCAAACGCACAUUUGCAACAAAGUAUCCGCGAACAGACGACAUAACCAUUGAUGAGCUUCUCGAAGCGCCCAGUGUGAACAUUGCAGUUAUCAGUUCGUUCAUGUGGAAUCAAGAAUGGCUAGAAAGCAAACUCAAUCCACAAUAUGUGAAGCAAAUCUGGGUCAUGAACGUCAAGGGUCGCGAUACUCAAGAGAGGUAUAUUCAGGAUAUGAAAGAUGCUGGCUUGCCCAACAUGGAGCUACAUUUUCCGCCUGUGGAUGGCAUGAUCCACAGCGCGCAUAGCAAAUACAUGCUACUCUUUGGAAAGGAAAAGCUGCGCAUUGUGGUGCCAACGGCGAACAUGACUCAGAUAGAUUGGGGCGAGGUUGGGAAUGAGUGGCAGCCUGGAUGUAUGGAGAACUCGGUAUUCUUGAUCGACCUACCACGAGCGGCGCAUGGAGAGGUCGGAAAGAGGGAGGAACUGACGCCGUUUGGUCAAGAAUUGAUCUACUUUUUGGAGCAGCAGAAAACGAAGAAGAAUGUCAUCGACGGGGUACUGAAGUUCGACUUUUCGCAAACCGGUCACAUUGCGUUUGUUCACUCAAUUGGUGGCGCGCACAAGACAGAAACUACACAUCCCACAGGCCUUUCUAGUCUCACGAAAGCGAUACGUGAUUUAGGUCUGGACGAUGUCAAGGCCAUCGAGCUUGACUACGCAGCAUCCUCCCUGGGCGCCAUCAACGACACGUUCUUGCAGCGCGUCUCCCUCGCCGCUCGUGGCGAGCAAUUCACUACUGAGAAGAAAGCCAUUCCAAACAUCCGAGACGGAAUCCGCAUUUACUUCCCCACCGAUGCGACAGUCAAGGACAGUGUUGGAGGCCCCGAUUGCGGUGGCAUCAUCUCUCUGACCAGACAAUACUACAAUGCACCUACAUUUCCUCGAGAAUGCCUCCGGGACUACGUGUCAACGCGCAAAGGCAUGCUCUCGCACAACAAGCUGCUCUUUGCGCGUGGUCGGAAAAACGACGGAAGGCCUUUCGCGUGGGUAUACAUUGGGUCGGCGAAUGUCUCAGAAUCGGCAUGGGGCGGUCAGAAGGUACUGAAGAACGGGAGCAUGGGAAGUCUGAACAUCAGGAAUUGGGAGUGUGGGAUUGUGAUGUCUGUGCCUGGAGAGAAAUUUGAGGGCUUGGACUUGGGCGAAGGGGAAGUGCCACCCAUGAGUGUUUUUGAGGGCACGGUCGAGGUUCCGUUCAAGUGUCCGGGAGACGAAUACGAGGGACGACAGCCUUGGUUUUUCAGGCCUGGAUGA